This is a messenger RNA of Mizuhopecten yessoensis (Yesso scallop), 5133 nucleotides long. RefSeq lists its product as uncharacterized. The transcript has 3 exons. The record is from RefSeq and is a predicted model, not a curated record. Gene Ontology annotation, molecular function: nucleic acid binding. NCBI's taxonomy places the organism in Eukaryota, Metazoa, Mollusca, Bivalvia, Pectinida, Pectinidae. Gene Ontology annotation, biological process: DNA integration. The coding region runs from base 1 to 3756 and encodes 1251 amino acids.
AUGGAUGAGGUUUUAGCUGCAAUUAAAAAGCUCGCGGUACGUGAGGAAAACACUAUGGUUGCAAGAGUGACGCUACACAAUAUGCGACAGGAUCGUGAUGAAACUGUCCGGAGUUACGGUGCUAGACUUAAAGGACAGGCCGGUAUAUGCAAGUUUGUGAUUAAGUGCCCCGGAUGUACAGCCGACGUCAAUUACACUGACGCUAUCAUGCGUGACGUACUCACCCGGGGAAUUGCCGAUCCGGAAAUACAACUUGAUCUGCUAGGACACAAAAAUCAGGACAUGAAUCUUGAGGAUGUAUUUCAAUUUGUCGAAUCAAAGGAAGCCGGUAAACGUUCAGCUUCUAGACUUUCAGAUUCUCAUCCAGUUGAGGCUGCCAGCAGCUCAUACCGGAAAAGCAAGGCUGACAGACCGUCGUCCAAAGACACCUCCAACAAAGCAGAGCAAUGUGCAUAUUGCGGAAAAAAGGGACACGGCAAGUCUGCCCUUGCUCGCAUACGUAAAACAGAGUGUACAGCAUAUGGACACAUAUGUGGGCAUUGCCAUCGCGAACAUCAUUUUGAAAUUGUAUGUAGAAGCAAGGACAAACCCAAAGUGACAGACCGUGAUACACUUUCCGGAAGUGCUUUGUUCGACGCAUUGUGCUCUGUUCAUGAUUCUCUACAACAUCACCACUGUACCGUUAGUGAUUCUGGCAUCGAACGCUCAAUCUGCAUCGACCACCAUGUCUAUGACGAACUGACGAAUUCCUGGGUGAAACAACGCUCCAAGCCUCAACCAUUCGUGAACGUGACGGCUAAAGUUACUGCUGAGGACUACGCCGCCCUAGGCUUCAGACUAACACGAGACACCAGCAACGUCUCAAUACAGGCUAUGGCUGACACGGGAUGUCAGAGUUGCCUCGCUGGCUUGAAAGUAAUCCGCCGCCUUGGUCUACGAGAAUCAGAACUCAUACCUGUAACGAUGCAGAUGCACACGGCUACAUACGGUGGUAUCAAAAUUCUUGGGGCGACCAUCCUUCGCUUGAUUGGUAAAGACAAGGCAGGAAACACCAAGGAGACCAGACAGAUGACAUAUGUCACAAGCUCAACAGACAAGCUCUUCCUCAGUCGCGAAGCCUGCGCUGCAUUAGGUAUUAUCCACGAUUCAUUUCCAACCGUCGGAGCUCAAGUCCCUUCAGCUAGCAUACAUGUCGAUGCUACUUUCUCCUUACCGGAUCACCAAGUCAAAGCAUGCGAUUGUCCUACACGCCAACUGCCACCACCACCUCCGAUAAAACUGCCUUGCCCUGCUACGACGGAAAACGUUGGUCACUUAAAAGGUUACCUUCUUGACCACUACAAGUCUAGCACAUUCAACAGAUGUGAACACCAGACUUUACCACUCAUGAAUGGACCUCCCUUGAAGCUCAUGGUGGACUCCAACGCGAAACCUGUCGCUCACCAUACACCAGUACCCGUUCCAAUCCACUGGCAGGGUGCAACUGAAGAUCUCCAACGACUUUUUGAGGAAUCUAAAAUUGUCAUUGCCAACGAGAUUGAGCAGGGGGUACGGAUUUUCGACCCAAGUAAAUUGACGUGUCUCGCGACAGACUGGUCAAAGACUGGCAUUGGAUUUUGGUUGCUACAAAAACACUGCGCUUGUGCUAAUGAAAGCCUACUAUGCUGCCGUGAUGGUUGGAAAGUUACACUCGUAGGUAGUCGGUUCACACAUGCGGCAGAGACGCGUUACGCGCCGGUUGAGGGCGAGGCCCUGGCAGUAGCAGAUGCCCUUGAUACAGCUCGCUACUUCGUUCUUGGGUGCGACAACGUGAUCAUAGCUGUUGAUCAUAAGCCAUUGUUGAAGUUAUUUGGCGAUAGAUCACUGGAAAACAUUCCUAACAACAGACUUCGUAACCUCAAGGAGAAAACACUACGAUACCGCUUUCGAAUGCUUCAUAUGCCUGGCAUACGACAUCGUGCGGCGGAUUGUAUCUCCCGACAUCCUAUUGGUGAGCCUGAGAAACUUGUGCUCGAGGACGACAUUGCAGCACUGUCAUUUUCUGCCGUCGACAUCGCCCACUUUGGUCUAAUGAGUGGUCUACGCAUGCCUUCAUCAGGACUAGCAUUUGUCGAGGAGCAUGUCGUGGCAUCAGCUUCUUCAACACUAGAUGCGAUCAAUUUACGAUCCGUCACCUGGGAGCGCGUUAGAACCACUACUACCAGCGAUGACAACAUGCAGGCGUUAAUCGCUCUGAUAGAGGCCGGUAUACCGGGAACCCGUCACGAGCUGCCUAGGCCACUGCAAGAAUAUUUCCCAUUCCGCGACGACCUUCAUACGGUUGAUGGUGUAGUACUUUAUAAAGACAGAAUAGUCAUUCCACCAUCACUCCGGGAAGAAACCCUUGCCUCCCUGCAUUCGGCACAUCAAGGGGUGACAUCUAUGACUUCAAGAGCUGACGCGUCAAUCUUCUGGCCUGGUAUCACGCCUGCCAUCGCCUCCCUACGCGCAACUUGUAACCACUGCAACCGUAUUGCUCCAUCUAACCCGAAUGCACCACCGACUCCUUUGAUAACUCCUGACUAUCCAUUCCAAUGCGUGUGUGCAGAUUUCUUCCACUACAUGGGCUGUAAUUACCUAGUGGUAGUUGAUCGUUAUUCCAACUGGCCGGUGGUGGAGAAAGCCUCUGAUGGUUCCAAUGGUUUAAUAGACUGUCUCCGAAGGACAUUUGUUACUUUUGGUAUCCCUGAUGAACUAGCAUCAGAUGGUGGACCCGAGUUCACUUCUGCGGCCACACGUCGUUUUCUCAGGAACUGGGGCGUUCACCAUAGACUGUCAUCUGUAGCUUUUCCCCAUAGUAACUGCCGUGCUGAAGUGGGAGUCAAAACAGUGAAGCGUCUGAUCACUGGCAACACCAGUCCCAAUGGCGACUUAAACACCGACGCAUUCCAACGCGCUAUUCUCCAGUAUCGUAACACACCUGACAGAGACACAAAACUAUCCCCUGCUAUGUGCGUGUUCGGUCGUCCUAUACGAGACUUUAUUCCUAUACCACCCGGUCGGUACAUUCCACACAACACUUGGCUGGAGACUUUAGCAGCUCGCGAGGAGGCUUUACGGAAUCGUCACGUGCGAGAAAGUGAACGUUGGUCUGAACACACCAAACGUCUCUUACCUCUUGCAGUUGGAGAUCAUGUACGCAUCCAAAAUCAAGUUGGUCCUCACCCCCUUAAAUGGGACAAGACUGGAAUCAUUACCGAAGUUCGCCAGUUUGAUCAAUAUGUAGUUCGGGUUGACGGAUCUGGCCGUGUUACCUUACGCAACAGGAAAUUCCUCAGGAAGUAUAUCCCAGUCGUUACACCACCAGCGCGCUACACAAUUGACAAUCAAAUUGGACUCUCCCAUCGUACGACGUCUCCUGCUUCUAACGCCCCAGACACCGUCGUCGGUGAAGAGAGCAACCCUCCCCGUAAGGAUACGAGUCCUCCACCAUCCACUCCGUUGACUACUAGAACCAUACAACGUUCGCCUCGUUCAUCAUCUGAUGUUGAUCACCCUUCACCACCAUUUGGUAUUCGAGACAUCUUCAGUCGACGUCAUCUAGCGUUUGAUUCUCCUGCAACCCCAGUGAGCAAAAUCACCACACCCCCGGCAACGAUGCCACCUAUCUCGACACAUACGCCACAAGCAGUAGUUCCGUCCCCUGCACCGAUCCGGACUUCUGGUCGUGCCACAAAGAAACCAGCUUGGCAUUCAGAUUAUAAAAUGUCCAAAUAACAAUUGACUUGUUUCUACUUGGAACAUUUCCUAAGUGUUAUAUCUGUUGUGCAACUUUUCACGGAGACUCAGUGCUUCAUUUUGUUUAUUUUAGGACAAUUAGUCGGACAUUUCUUAAUAAUUCUCAUAUUUCACAUCAGUCUUUGUUCCUAGGACUAAUACGAGUGACCCUAUUACUUACGUGUACCAAAGACUUGGGGGAGAUAGAGGAUUGUAUGUUAUGAUUAGUUUCUAUACGUAAUUCAUGCUAAUUAUCAUUGUGCAAUUUACCACUACUUUGUGUGUCUUUUCAGACCGUGUUCAUUGCUGAAUAAACAUAUUUAAAGUAAACGGAACAGAGUCCCAUUUAAUUUGCUUCAAGACAGGAUAAUCAUAGAGGUUCAGGUUUCUCGUAGUUGUGCUAUUUUUGUUUUUCGAAAAGGUAAGAAUUUUACUUUUGGGAGAUGAGAAAGAAAGUCUGCACAUUUACUACAUUUUUCACAUAUGUUCAACAUAACUUCCAAAUUUAUCUAUACAAAUAUCGUCAACUUGUGUUGUAAUGUUUAAUCUUAUAUUUGCUAUUAUUGCACCUUUUCCACAUGUCGCUGUAUUGUUUAAUAGUUCGUUAAUAAACACAAGAUAAAAAAAAUGCUGUGAGAGCACUGCCUUGUAAGAUUCCUCCCUCCAUGCUUACCCAUCUUGAUUGUAAACAAUUAGAUAAAAUUCAACUUUUUACACCAGUGCAUGUGUCUUAAAUUUGACCAACUUUUCCGAGGCUAAUCCAAUUUAAUACAAUUUUAAGAGCAAUCCUUUAUGCCAUACUGUAUCAAAUGCCGUAUUACCAUCUAAGAAGGCGACAUGUAUAUCACUACCUCUUUCUGUAUUAUAUAAAACACAUUCUUGUGAAUUAAAGGAAGUCAGGAGAUUACACAGCCCCUUUUGGUUAGCUGACUGGUGACGAUUACUCAGAAAGUAUCUGUCAAAAAGUUCUUGUUCUUUAUUUUUAAUUUUCUCUCUCUCGAAAUGAGUCGACCAAACUUCAGUAAUAGCAACAGUGUCUCCAGAUUCAUUAAAUGACCAAUAUGACAGUGGCGAAUUAAGUGGAAGAAUUAGUUUAUUAUUAUGCAUAUUAUAAUAACUAUGACCAAGUAUUAGAAAUGUAAAAACAUAUUUCUUUAUUAAAUAAAGAAACCAAAAGUACUGUAUACAUAUUAGCCAGGGACCAGAUUAAAAAAUAUUUACACUACACAAACGUGCCACCAAUAUGUACUACUGUCUAACCACCCGUAGAUACUCGUGUCCGUCUGUAAUCAGCAGUAUAUCCUGUUGAUACCUCUGUCCGUCUGUAAUCAGAAGUAUAUCCUGUUUAUACUUGUGUGCGUCUGUAAGCAGCAGUAU